Molecule: messenger RNA, 1758 nt
Organism: Phacochoerus africanus (Common warthog)
Lineage: Eukaryota; Metazoa; Chordata; Mammalia; Artiodactyla; Suidae
Gene: ARHGAP8
Product: Rho GTPase activating protein 8
Exons: 13
Coding region: 134-1618 (494 amino acids)
Biological process (GO): small GTPase-mediated signal transduction; negative regulation of endocytic recycling
Cellular component (GO): cytoplasm
Molecular function (GO): GTPase activator activity
Source: RefSeq, a predicted model, not a curated record
GUUUUGAAGCAGCCUCCUGAGUACAGAACAACCAGGUGGUAACUCUCGCUGUGCGGCCGUGACCAGCUCUGAUUCAUCGUCGCUGGCCUCAGCUACCCCUCCGCAAAGUGGGACCAGGCAUCAGAGAGAGCCCAUGCCCGGAUCCUCGGGAGCUGACAUCCGGACCCUGCGCCCGGGCCGUCCUGCCCCCCAGCAGAGUGUGUCCGGGCUGGCCUUGGAGGAGCUGGCCGAAAUAGAACUGCAGAGAGAUGAGGAGGCGGCUGCUGCCCUGGGCACAGUGAGAAGGCCCUUGGUGGCACCCUCGGCUGGCCCGGACCCUGCUCUGAGCAUGAAUCACCCCUUCUACGAUGUGGCCAGACACGGCAUCUUGCAGGUGGCAGGGGAGGACCACCUUGGAAGACGAGUCGUCACGUUCAGCUGCUGCCGGAUGCCUCCGUCCCACGAGCUCAACCACAGGCGGCUGCUGGAGUAUUUGAAGUACACGCUGGACCAGUACGUGGAGAGCGACUACAUCAUCGUCUAUUUCCACCACGGGCUGAACAGCCGGAACAAGCCGUCGCUGGGCUGGCUCCAAAGCGCCUACAGGGAGUUUGACAGGAGGUACAAAAAGAACUUGAAGGCCCUCUAUGUCGUGCACCCCACCAACUUCAUCAAAGUCCUGUGGAACAUUCUCAGACCCCUCAUCAGUCACAAGUUUGGGAAAAAGGUCACCUAUUUCAACUAUCUGAGCGAGCUCCACGAACACCUCAAAUUCGACCAGCUGAUCAUCCCCCCAGAAGUUCAGCGGCAUGACGAGAAGCUUCGGGACCUGCAUGCGGGCAGGCCGCCCCCUCCUGCCAAGACGCCACCGCCGCGGCCCCCUCUGCCCACCCAGCAGUUUGGCGUCAGCCUGCAGUACCUCAAAGACAAGAAUCGAGGAGAACUCAUCCCCCCUGUGAUGCGGUCCACAGUGACGUACCUGAGAGAGAAAGGACUCCGCACUGAGGGUCUGUUCCGGAGAUCGGCCAGCGUCCAGACUGUCCGAGAGAUCCAGCGGCUCUACAACCAAGGGAAGCCUGUGAACUUUGACGACUACGGGGACCUCCACGUCCCUGCCGUCAUCCUGAAGACCUUCCUGCGGGAGCUGCCCCAGCCGCUGCUCACCUUUGAGGCCUACGAGCAGAUUCUCGGGAUCACCAGCGUGGAGAGCAGCCUGCGGGUGACCUGCUGCCGCCAGAUCCUGCAGAGCCUCCCGGGGCACAACUACGCCGUCCUCAGCUACCUCAUGGGCUUCCUGCACGAGGUGAGUGGCCAGGCUGGGCUUCAGGGGAGGAGCCCAGGGUCACAUCCUCCCUUGGCCUUGGAACCCCACUCUGGCCUUGAAGGAUGUCAUGCAAGGGCUGGCCAGGCGACACCUCCACUGAGAAGCCCUCCCACCUGCUGGGCAGGGUCGGCCAGGCCAGCUACCCUUGGCUGCGGGCAGGACCUUCUCCGCAGUUUCCUCGGCUCCUCUGUCGGCUCCUGCGUGGGCUGUGUCUGGAGGGGGCUGUGUGCCCCGGCCACGGGUGCUCAGGAGCGCUCCACUGCCAGCGUGGACGAGCAGGACAGGUGUCCCGGGAGAGCAUUUUUAACAAAAUGAACAGCUCCAACCUGGCCUGCGUCUUCGGGCUGAACUUGAUCUGGCCGUCCCAGGGAGCAUCUUCCCUGAGCGCCCUCGUGCCCUUGAACCUGUUCACCGAGCUGCUCAUCGAGUACUAUGGCAAGGUCUUCAGCAGCCGG